Molecule: messenger RNA, 630 nt
Organism: Thamnophis sirtalis
Lineage: Eukaryota; Metazoa; Chordata; Lepidosauria; Squamata; Natricidae
Source: RefSeq, a predicted model, not a curated record
AUGGGCAUACUCUGCAUUUCAAUCCUAGACCGAAAUCAGGAGAGUGUUUAUAUGAAGGAAAGCAGUUCUAGCCUCCGUGAGUUUUUCUUGCAGUUGAUCCAUAAUAAUAUCCUGAAGAUUGAGGACAGGUAUUAUGUGCAGCGCUGUGGAAUUCCCCAGGGAUCUAUUUUAUCAAAUCUGCUUUGCAACCUCUGCUAUGGAGACAUGGAGAAUAAGUUACUGUGCAAUGUGCAAGAGGAUGGAUUACUGAUGCGUUUAACGGAUGAUUUUCUGCUUGUUACACCUCAUCUAGAACAAGCAAAAACAUUUCUGAGGACUCUAGCCAAAGGCAUUCCAGAGUAUGGCUUUGUUAUAAAUCCAUCUAAGACUGUAGUGAAUUUUCCGGUGGACGAAAAUGUUCCAGGUUGCUUGGAGUUCAAACAAUUGCCAACUCGUUGUGUUAUCCCAUGGUGUGGAUUGUUAAUUAAUACACAGACUCUUGAAAUUUACUGUGAUUACUCCAGUUAUGCUUAUACAUCUAUCAGGUCUAGCCUGACUUUCAAUUCUACUAGAAAAGCUGGUGUGAACAUGAGAAACAAAUUGCUUGCAGUCUUGCAGCUAAAAUGUCAUCCUUUAUUUAUAGAUUUACAG